Messenger RNA from Neoarius graeffei (lesser salmon catfish), 2936 nucleotides. Its product is annotated as alpha-2,8-sialyltransferase 8F-like. The transcript has 11 exons. Gene Ontology annotation, biological process: N-glycan processing; oligosaccharide metabolic process. Gene Ontology annotation, molecular function: alpha-N-acetylneuraminate alpha-2,8-sialyltransferase activity. The record is from RefSeq and is a predicted model, not a curated record. The coding region runs from base 105 to 1463 and encodes 452 amino acids. NCBI's taxonomy places the organism in Eukaryota, Metazoa, Chordata, Actinopteri, Siluriformes, Ariidae.
GAGAGAGAGAGAGAGAGAGAGAGAGAGACAUCCUUCAGGCUUGCAGAGAUGACGUUACAAUCAAGGCAGAAAUUGGGACGGAUGAUACGCAAAGAAAAUAAGGAAUGAAGAAAAACAAGGUGGACAUUAAUAGCAUGAGUGUGUGCACACUUAUAAAUGAGCAGACAAAGACAGCUACAGAGAGUGAACAAGCACACGGAUCCAAAAUGAAGGCUUUUGUUAUAAGGGUACUAUCUCUCCUCAUUUUAACCUCCUUCUGCACCGUGCUGGUUUGGCAUUACUCUACUCACAGUGAAACAGCUGCCAGAUAUCGAUACAGCAUAGAAGAAAAUCUCUUAGACAGCAAUGAUGCACCUGCCAGCGAUUCACAAAAAGUGGAAGAAAAUCCUGCAAACAGCAAUGAUGCACCUGCCAGCGAUUCACAAAAAGUGGAAGAAAAUCCUGCAAACAGCAAUGAUGCACCUGCCAGGGAUUCACAAAAAGUGGAAGAAAAUCCUGCAAACAGCAAUGAUGCAGAUGCCAGCGAUUCACAAGUGGACGAAGCUGCUUUAAAGGCCAUGGAAAUUGAAAUGGUUGACCAACUGAUGGCAAAUUACACUUCCAAAUGGAAAAAGCAUGAGAAGAACUUUAAUACCUUCAGGACAUUUCUAAGUAACAGUUGUGAUGCCAUUUCCAAUGCAACAGUUACACAAGAAAACACACUUGCUGGGACAAUAUAUACUUAUGAUGGAGAUAAUAAAAGGAAAGUGAACAUAACAGAAGCUCUGUUCAGUAUAUUUCCUAAGGAGAGCCCUUUUAAAAAAGCACCAUAUGACACGUGUGCUGUCGUGGGCAAUGGAGGCAUCUUAACCAACAGCAGCUGUGGGAGACAAAUCGACUCUGCUACAUUUGUCAUCAGGUGCAAUCUUCCUCCAGUGACUGAUGGACAUGAGAAAGAUACAGGAAGGAAAACAAGCUUUGUUACAGGCAACCCCAGUAUCUUCAAGGAUAAGUACCAAUCACUAAAUGAUCGCCGACGGCCAUUUGUGGAGGAUAUGCAGUUAUAUCAGGGUGCUCUACUCUUGCUGCCGGCCUUCUCAUUUAAGCGGAACACAGCUGUGUCCCUGCGUGUCCUCUAUUCACUGGAAGACUUGACCAAGCAUGGCCCAUACCCUGUCUUCUCUAACCCAUAUUACCUGAACAAGCUGACAUUAUUUUGGCGUGACCAGGGAAUUCACGUUUUGCGCCUCAGCACUGGUAUCAUGAUGGCCAGCUUAGCACUGGAACUCUGCAAAACCGUCCACCUGUACGGCUUCUGGCCCUUUGGAGUACACCCAUACACCCACCAGCCAAUCAGCAACCACUAUUUUGAUGACCGACCAGUAAACACGAGACUGCAUAAGAUGUCAACUGAGUUUCAAGCCUUAUUGAAUCUUCAUAAUAAGGGCGUGAUCCAUCUACACCUAGAUAAGUGCGCAAAUUAGAGUAUAUUGAGUACCCUUCAUUAAACUGCUCUUCAAGUUUGUCACUCCUCUUUCAGGUUAACUAUGGCACUUUAUAAAAAUCCAUCCAUCCAUUAUCUGUGAACUGCUUAUCCUGUGCAGGCUCGCAGGCAAGCUGGAGCCUAUCCCAACUGACUAUGGGUGAGAGGUGGGGUACACCCUGGACAAGUCGCCAGAUCAUCGCAGGGCUGACACAUACACAUUCACACUCAUUCACACCUACGGUCAAUUUAGAGCCACCAAUUAGCCUAACCUGCAUGUCUUUGGGGGAAACCAGAGCAUCUGGAGGAAACUCACGCAGACACUGGGAGAACAUGCAAACUCCACACAGAAAGGCCCUCGUCAGCUGCUGGGCUCAAACCCAGGACCUUCUUGCUGUGAGGCGGCAGCGCUAACCACUAUACCACUGUGCCACCCCCGGAUAAAUUCAUUCAUUUCUUAAAAUCAAUUAAAUAAUUACAGUUGGAUGAUAGGAUAUAAUAACUUUGAUAUAAACACUACUAUUUAAUAACGAUCACAUUGUGGAACAAUGUAAAACCCCUUACAGUUGAAAAUUACAUGGCUGAGCAUUUCUAGUUAGUCAAAAGCAGCAGAGGUAAAGGUUAAGGUUCUUCAUAAAACUUCAUAAAAGGUUCUAGUUUGAAACUCUUUCCGAUAGAGAAACACUCUGUUCUAGGGGGCUUUUUAACAGAAAAAAAAACCCUUUGAAUUUCUCCAAACAGAUAACCAGAAAAUAUAUUUUUUCCACAUUGCCAGUUGGUGGAACGGUGGUGCAGUGGUUAGCACUGUCACCUCACAGUAAGAAGGUACCGGGUUUGAACGUCAUGGCCUUUCUGUGUGGAGUUUGCAUGUUCUCCUCAUGUCUGUGUGGGUUUCCUGUUUCCCCCUACUGUCCAAAGACAUGCAGUUAGGUUAACUGGCUACUCUAAAUUGCCUAUAGGCGUGAAUGGUUGAGAGGAGGAAACCGCUACAGCAAUUCUUCCCUAGAAACUUUAUCAAAUAGAUAGAUCUCAUCUCAUUAUCUCGAGCUGCUUUAUCCUGUUCUACAGGGUCGCACGCAAGCUGGAGCCUAUCCAAGCUGACUACGGGCGAAAGGCGGGGUACACCCUGGACAAGUCGCCAGGUCAUCACAGGGCUGACACAUAGACACAGACAACCAUUCACACUCACAUUCACACCUACGGUCAAUUUAGAGUCACCAGUUAACCUAACCUGCAUGUCUUUGGACUGUGGGGGAAACUGGAGCACCCGGACGAAACGCAUGUGGACACGGGGAGAACAUGCAAACUCCGCACAGAAAGGCCCUCGCCGGCCACAGGGCUCGAACCCGGACCUUCUUGCUGUGAGGCGACAACGCUAACCACUACACCACCGUGCCGCCCCCAAAUAGAUAGAUAGAUGGAUCGAUAGAUGGAUGGAUAGAUAACUCAUGGUGCUAGAAUUGAAGUCCAAGAU